Aspergillus ochraceoroseus IBT 24754 is the source of this 1320-nucleotide messenger RNA. Its product is annotated as mitochondrial 54S ribosomal protein mL54. The record is from RefSeq and is a predicted model, not a curated record. Gene Ontology annotation, molecular function: structural constituent of ribosome. NCBI's taxonomy places the organism in Eukaryota, Fungi, Ascomycota, Eurotiomycetes, Eurotiales, Aspergillaceae. The transcript is spliced from 2 exons. Gene Ontology annotation, cellular component: mitochondrial large ribosomal subunit. The coding region runs from base 389 to 1096 and encodes 235 amino acids.
UGGGCGGUGAAUCACGUGAUACAACAGGCUCAAAAUCUACAAAUAACUGCGCCUCAAUCCACCCAUCAUCAAAAGCAUGUCUGUGUCGAGGCACGGAAAAUGUAAAGAAGUCUGGUCCAGUAUUUGAAAUUCAUGUUAUUAGAGAGAUAUCUACCAAAUUACGGCUUAUAUCCCGCGCGGUCAAAGUAAAGCGUGUCGGGCUCUUCACAUCACGUGCUUCAAACCUCCGGCUUGGCAUUAAAUUCGUCCGCAGAUUUCUCGAUACUUGCUUAACAACCGCGUUCUUCACUUUCGGUUUUAACAUUGCGUUGCUCCACCGUCGAAUUGUUGUGGGUGGGUUUAAUAUUCAAAAUUUCUUGUUCUUCCCGACUCGAGAUAUCACGGCAAAAUGAUCUGCCAGCGCUGCCGGUCUAGCAUCCUGACCCGACUCCAACCUCACACUGUGGUCCGGUCUGCGUCGGGCAGCCUUCCAUUUCAACGCAGUCAAUUCCGCAGCUACAGCGAUGCAAAGCCCACGGUAUUGGCUACUCCCUCGCCUCCAACACCUCGCCAGCCCGCUGGCGCCGAUAUUACCAUCCCAUCUGCAGCUACCCCUGGCGUGUCGCAACCCUUGAGCACACCCGAAGGGGUUCAGGUCGAUGCGAACUCCGCGAAAUCUCCCAAGCCAGCCAUUGAACGGGCUCCCAGCUCCUGCCCCUCUGGAAGCAAGCUUCAAGGCCUCAACUACUUCAAGAACAAGCCGGAUGUCCUCGCUCUGGAAGACUCAGAGUACCCCGAGUGGUUGUGGUCAUUGUUGGAUGAUUCAAAGAAGGAGGCUAAGAAGGGCGGCGUGGAUCCGAGCACCCUGAAUAAGAAGCAGCGCAAACGUUAUGAGAAGAAGAUGGCAGCCCGGGCCGCAACGCUGCCCCCUCAAAUUCCAGUCCACCAUCAUGCCACGGAUAUUACGCCUGCUGCCUACAACCGUGGUGAGGGUGCUCCCAGAGAUUCAUUACUGGAUGCAGCCGAGAGUCUCGAGAAGCGUGGUGAGAUCACAAAGAGUGCUAGAGAGGCCCGGAGGAAGGCAAUCAGGGAAGCCAAUUUCUUGCGUGGUCUCUGAUUUGUUUUAUUCAACGUACGCAUUUGGGCUGCGCAGCUUCGGACACCCUGGCAUCACGGUUCCAACAUGGCUAACUGUACAAUUAUGGCUAACCUCGGUGUAUAAAUACCUGUUGAGAUUUCUUCUUUUUCCAUGUAUUUUACGGGAUACUUGUACUUCUUUCUUGUUUUCAUUCCCAGAAAAGGCGCUAAAUGCAACUUCAUUUGAAAUGGACCUUUACACUA